This is a messenger RNA of Caenorhabditis remanei, 1335 nucleotides long. RefSeq lists its product as uncharacterized. NCBI's taxonomy places the organism in Eukaryota, Metazoa, Nematoda, Chromadorea, Rhabditida, Rhabditidae. Gene Ontology annotation, cellular component: endoplasmic reticulum lumen. The record is from RefSeq and is a predicted model, not a curated record. Gene Ontology annotation, biological process: response to endoplasmic reticulum stress. Bases 1 to 1335 code for a protein of 444 amino acids. The transcript is spliced from 6 exons. Gene Ontology annotation, molecular function: protein-disulfide reductase activity; protein disulfide isomerase activity.
AUGCGUUGGCACUGGAUUUUUUCACUGUUUUUGAUAAUUAGUGUCUCCGCCUUCUACACUCCCAGCGAUGGAAUCGUCGAGCUAACAGAUGCGAAUUUCGACUCGAAAGUGAUGAAGAGUGAUGGGAUCUGGGUGGUGGAGUUCUAUGCGCCAUACUGCGGACACUGUAAAUCUCUCGUUCCGGAAUACAAAAAAGCGGCGAAACUUCUCAAAGGGAUCGCUUCUGUCGGAUCGAUCGAUGGGACGACUCAGCAGACAAUUUCAUCGAAAUACGCCAUUAAAGGGUAUCCAACCAUCAAAAUCUUCGGCGCCACUGACAAAAAUAAGGCUAUUGACUAUAAUGGUCCACGUACUGCCAAAGGAAUCGCCGAUGCCGUUCAGAAAUCUAUUAAGGAGACGUUGGACGCAAGAUUGAGUGGAAAAUCUGAAAAAUCUGAAAAAUCUUCGAAAAAAUCGAAAAAAUCCGGUGAAAACAAGGGAAAACAGGGCGGAGUCGUGGUGUUGACCGAUUCAAACUUUGAGAAAUUGGUAUUGAAUAGUAAGGAUGCGUGGAUGGUCGAAUUCUAUGCACCGUGGUGUGGACACUGUCAGAAGUUGGAGCCAGAGUGGAAGAAGGCGGCGAAAGAGAUGGCGGGCAGGGUUAAGUUCGGCGCUCUCGACGCGACAGCUCACGAGACGAUCGCCCGUAAAUUCCAAAUCCAAGGCUUCCCAACUAUCAAAUUCUUCCCUCCCGGCUCAACGUCUUCAGAUUUCGAAGAUUAUCAAGGAGGACGAACGUCAUCUGAUCUCAUCAGAUAUUCAGAAUCCAAGUAUGAAGACGUCGCGUCUCCACCAGAAGUCGUCGAAGGUGUCUCGAAAAAAUCGAUCGAUGAGACGUGUCGGAAUCGUCAAUUGUGCAUUUUCACAUUUCUUCCGUCGAUUUUCGAUUGUCAAUCCGAGUGUCGACGUGCGAAAAUUCAGAUUCUGAAUGAUCUGGCUGCAGUUUUCAAGAAAAGAGCAUUCGGAUGGGUUUGGAUUGAAGCGGGCGCUCAAAUGGAGCUCGAGAAGGCCUUCGAAAUCGGUGACUCCGGCUACCCGGUGCUCGUCGCAAUGAGCCCGUCGAAGAUGAAAUACGCCACGCAAAUCGGUCAAUUCUCCACCAGUGGAAUCAAGGAAUUCCUGAAUUCUGUGAAUUAUGGAAAAUUGAGAGUUCAGAGUGUUCAGCCUGCCCAUCUCUCCAACAACUCCCUGAAAAUCGUCGACACCGAACCAUGGGAUGGAAAAGACAAGGAAUUGCCGAAAAUGGAGGAAAUCGACCUGUCCGACGUCGAUUUGGACGAAAAAGAUGAACUUUAA